UUUUUAUGUCAGAAAAAGGUGGAGACGGAACUAAUAUGUCAUUUCAAAUAAUUUAAUAUUUUUUAUAAUUAAAUACAAGGAAAUAAGUUAGUCAUUCGUGCUAACCCCAGCUGUCCUAAUAUUUUUCAACUCGCAUGAUUCUCAGCGAAACAUCUUGAUCGACCAACACAUUUCCCUGGGACAAACCCGGAACUAGUUUGUGUCUCUGUGGAUGGAGUCAGCAGGAUAGGACUGGAAACUUAUACCUCUCCAGUUUUGCCGUGUAGAGCGAUUUUCUACCACUGAGGUCACCAUCAACCCUAGUUCCAUCGCUCCGGAUGCAGAACAGGUCGAUGUAUUUGUACUGAGGGUUUGGGACAAUAAUGUUCUGCCUGUUUCAAGACGGUGGGGAGUUGGAGGACGAGCUGUACCGAGACGAUGACGGAGACUCGGAAAAGUCAGAGGUUGACAGCGAGGUGGAGUUCCACCUCUACAGCCAGCUCCACUACUCCUCUAAUGCUGGGGAGCUGGGGGAAGAAGUGGAGGAAGAGGAGGAGGGUAGUGGUCAGAAGGAGGAGAACCAGGAGAGUGGGAAAGCUCCAAGUGCUGAGGAGGAAGUGAAACCUGUUGAUGGUGUGGUUCUGCCCUCUCCUAACACCAGCAGUAUACAGCCACAUGUAAAGAAGCAAAAUAAGCCUGAAAAACAGAAGAAAAGAAAAAGUGAAUUAGAAGGUCAGGGGUCGUGCUCUUCACCUUUCGAAGAAGUGAUCGUGAUUGACUCCAGCCCUGACGUCAUCUCCCUGUCAGACGACGACACUGCUGAUGAUGAAGGAGUCUGUAGCUUAAAGGGUGGCAUUGAACAGAGGAGACUGCAGACGUCAACUCCAGCACAACAGAGGGGCCAGAAACAGGAGAGAAACUUCAGUGUUCCAGUGAUUGUGGACUCCAGCAGCUCAGAAUCUGAAUCUGAAUCUGAAUCUCAGUCUUCAGAUUCCUCAGACUCUGGGAAUUCCUUUGAAUCAGAGGUUCUGGAAAACUGGAUGAUUUUGGGCAAAGAGAAGCGAAAUGAAGAUCUGUCAAUCUCUCUCAACCUGGAAGGAGGAUAUGACAGCGAUACAGAUUGUGAAGAAGUUAGCAGCUGGUUGGUCUCUAACAAGGACAAGGAGGCUCAGAUCUAUAACAAGGACAAAGGAGCCAGGACUGUGCUGCAGCGAAUUCCCAGCAGAUAUUACACCAAUAAGAAUGUCCUCUGUAGAAACUGCAACAAGACUGGACACCUGUCAAAGAACUGCCCCGAACCGACGCGGUUGUCGCCCUGCUACCUGUGUGGAACUCCAGGACAUGUGAGCAGUGACUGUCCCAACAGACACUGCAACAACUGUGGACUGCCUGGUCACCUGUUUGACUGCUGCAGCGAGAGGCCGUACUGGCACAAACAGUGUCACCGCUGUGGCAUGAAGGGACACUUCUUUGACGCCUGUCCAGAAAUCUGGAGGCAGUACCACAUUACAACCAAGACAGGUUCUCCUGCGAAGCUGGAGGGACAGGACAAUGGUCGAUCUCCGGCCUAUUGUUACAACUGCUCCAGAAGAGGACACUUUGGCCAUUCAUGCACACAGAAGAGGAUGUUCAAUGGCGUCUUUGCCUCCAUCCCGUUCAUCAACCACUACGACACCCUGGAGGACGUCAAGCGCAGGCAGCACAGAUUAAAGCUGAAGGUUAAAGAACUGAAGAAAAAUGGUUGCUUCCCUGACACCCUGGAGACCCCUGUCACUCCUGGACCAGCAAAGAAGAAACAGAAGCUCAGUCACCACAGGGGUGACCAAACACCUAACAACCACAAACCCAGUUCCAGCCACAUCUUUUUCAAAGACAGCGAUGACAGAACCACAAAAACAAAUAAAUUCAACAAGUGCAAACAGCAGCAAAGCAGCGGCAACGCCAAACCGUGGAAACCCAAGAGACCAGUGCCAACCUCCAGAGACCCGCUCCCACCCGCUAGACUAAUUUUGGAUGAAGCAGAUGACUAUCCCAGAGGAGGAGCCAAAGAACAGUGGAAGGAGAAGAAAAAGUUCAAAAUGAAAAAGAAGAAGAAAACUCAGGGCUUUUCUAAAGGUGGACAUGAAGGCAGCAGACAAAACCAUCUCUUUGCAAAGCAAGGGUCAGGGUCUCAACAAGAGGCAGCAGAGAACAGGAAGAGGAGGAGGAGUCGGAAUAAAAGAAAUGCUGCCCAGAUGUAUCCGACUGAUGAGAACCUCUUCAUCAUCAAACAAAGGAGGCGCAGCAGAUAGCAUCGAUAAUUGUGUGGUGUCAAAGGUCGAGGACUUUAUGACGAGUAGGUUUGUGCCACUUAAGAGACGUGGCUCUCGUGUCUACAGAUUGGUAACUUCUUUUUAAUUUCAGGCCUGUGAUUUAUGAAUGGCUGAGAUAUUUAACUGAAAACACCUGUUAUAUUUCUCAUUGUAGAAAUAAUCAGUACUGUACUGACAACACACUGGUGGAAGUAGCAGUUGUCAUUGUGAACAUUGACACCCAAUGUUUAAUCCUGGAUUAGAACAGUUUUGGAUUGAUGAAUCCUCAUCAUAGGAAUUAUUCUGUUUGUGAAGUCAGUGUAAAAAUGAGGCUGACGUGUUCUUGGUCACCAGGUUCAGAACACAAGAAGAUAUUUAAUUUUUUGUUUAUGUCCUUCUCAUUUAGUGUCACAAAUUAAAAAACAUAACUGAAAAAUCCAACAGACCAGACAUGCAUACAUGUCACUGUUAGUGUUUUAUUGGGUUUUUCCCUCUAAAUAGGAAUCACUGUUUUCAACAAUGACUAAAACUAGUACUUGGCACAAAAGACUGUCAAAGAAAGUAUUCGUUCAUGUCAUAUCCACAGAUAUUUUUUAGACUUUUUCCAGACAGUUUAACACGGUAGUGGAUCAAGUGUGUCCAUUUUCUUUUCUUUUUUUAAGUCUGAUGUAGUGAUACAAACUUGCUGACUUCAAUGUAAAUUCUAGCAGACUGGUACAUGAUCUCACAGCUACAUUUUCCACCAGUCUGCAGUUCAGAGGAAUGUAAAGAAUUUUUAAAAUCAUGUGAUUUUAUUUCAAAUGCUUCAGUAAGGAAAUGCAGGUGACAAACAUUAGAUUCUGUCAUGUGACUCAUCCACAAGUUAACAGCAGUUAGCAUAGCUUGACCGGCAUUUGGACUUGACUAAUCUCUGACAUGUGCUACAUUUUUGGAUGGCAUCAUGUGGAGAAUAGCUAUUCUUUGUUCAGCAAACCUGUUCAUCACAGCAGUAUUAUAAAUUGCACUGAUGGCGUUCAUAGCUGAUCUUAUUUAAGUGCAAAAUAUUUUAAAUAACAAAACGGUGUCUUUUUUCAACAUUUCUUUGCUCAUAAUUCAUCCCAUAGUCCAGCUUCUGAUUGUCUAGUUUCUGAUAUAGUGACAUCCAGAGUGAAAGUUCAUAGGGCGUGAACAUGUAGUAUUUAUUUACAUCAGGCAGCAUCUGAGACGUUACAGUGAUGGUAAACGAAGAGGUGCCAAUGUGUUGACAAAAGGCAGUUCAGAGACAGCAUUUUCAUCAGUAUCAGUGUCACAUGGCCACGUUUAUAUGAUUCAAUGGACAAAAUGUGAUGUAGACGUUCUCUCCCUGAUUCAAUGAAAUGAUAAUGACUGCAGAAAAGUCAAUAUUUAGUAAGCACAGGAUUUUUGCCUUCGGUAAAUAAAAUUCUGUGGGAGUUUAGUGAAGUUAUUUUACUGUCUUUCUUUGAGUGUGAAACAUCAGUGGAGGAGGAGUUUAGGUCUUAGUCCCAUGUUCUGUCCAGAAUGAUAACCACAGAUUUCAACUCUCACUGUAAUUACUCCAAAAGUGUUCAUUCAUUUAAAGAAUACAACAAACAGUACUACAGUGGUUCUGCUGUGUCUGCGACAGGCUUCAGAUCAUACAGAUCAUACGUGAUGUGGAUUUUAAUUUGACUAUGUUUUUUUGCAGUAAAUUAAUGAAACAAAACAA
Messenger RNA from Cynoglossus semilaevis (tongue sole), 3975 nucleotides. It is a transcript of the gene zcchc7, whose product is annotated as zinc finger, CCHC domain containing 7. The coding region runs from base 363 to 2270 and encodes 635 amino acids. Gene Ontology annotation, cellular component: TRAMP complex. The record is from RefSeq and is a predicted model, not a curated record. The transcript is spliced from 10 exons. Gene Ontology annotation, molecular function: zinc ion binding; RNA binding. Lineage: Eukaryota; Metazoa; Chordata; Actinopteri; Pleuronectiformes; Cynoglossidae. Gene Ontology annotation, biological process: nuclear polyadenylation-dependent snRNA catabolic process; nuclear polyadenylation-dependent CUT catabolic process; nuclear polyadenylation-dependent snoRNA catabolic process.